AUUUCACACCCUCGUGUCUGUGUGUUUCCUGCUCACAGGGCGGCGCGCGGUGCAUCUGCGAGGGAAAUGACCGGGCGAGCGCGGGUCCGAGCGCGGGGACAGGCCCUCACGGGCUCCACCGGCAGCGGGGGGCAGCCGGGCUCCCCACGGCGGCCGGAUUGUUCUAGAAGUGAUAAGCCUGUGGCUCUUAGGACUCCACAAUCUGAGAAAGAAGCCUCAACUUCCUGUGGCCACAGGGAAACAACAAAACUUACUCAGCGAUAUGGCCUUUCUGCUGGGGCUUCUGGAUGCACACUGCUGGAGAGAGGGGGAAAGACCCGGUGUAACUUUCAAGAUUUGGGAAUAAAUACUAGAGAGACCAUGGCACACGUGAAAGACUGUAAAACAGGCUUCAGUGGAAUUCCAGUGAAAGUGAUCACAAACCUAUAUAGCUUAGGCUUGCCUAGGGAAUGGCAGCUUUACCAAUACCAUGUAACAUUUAAUCCAGAGUUGGAAUCAAGGCGCCUGCGCCUUGCUUUGCUUUACAGCCAUACCGAACUUCUUGGAAAAGCCAAAGCAUUUGAUGGAGCCAUCCUUUUUCUUUCUCAAAAGCUGGAAAAUCAGGUUACGGAAUUAGUGAGUGUAACAAAAAGAGAUGUAACGGUAAAUAUCACCGUUACGCUAACAAAUCAGCUAGCAUCAAGUUCCCCUGUAUGCAUUCAGUUUUUCAAUAUCGUCUUAAAAAAGGUUUUGAAAAAAUUGUCCAUGUACCAAGUUGGACGGAACUUCUACAGUCCUUCAGACCCAGUGGAAAUUCCCCAGCACAAACUGACUCUUUGGCCAGGAUUUGCUGUUUCCAUUACACAGUUUGAGAACAGAGUGAUGUUAAGUGCUGACGUGAGCCAUAAAGUCCUUCGCAGUGAGACUGUUCUGGAAUUCAUGACAAGUCUGUAUACCAGAAUUGACAGCGCGUGCUUCAUACAAACCUGUGAAAAGGAGCUGAUAGGACUUAUUGUGCUUACAAGAGUCUUCUGGGGUCUGAUGUUGGGCCACUGUUCAACCCCACUUGGGGCUAGAUAUAACAAUAAAACCUACCGUAUUGAUGAUAUUGACUGGUGUGUGAAGCCAACGGACACAUUUCCAAAACGUGAUGGCACUGAAAUCUCUUAUGUUGAUUAUUAUAAGCAGCAGUAUGAUAUAGUCCUGACUGACCUAAAUCAGCCUAUGCUGGUUAGCCGAUUGAAAAGUAAGCAGAAUAGCACUGUUGAACCACGUGUUGUCCACCUGAUCCCUGAACUGUGCUAUCUAACAGGUUUGACCAGCCAGGCAAUUUCUGACUUCCGUCUGAUGAAGGAUCUGGCUCAAGAAAUGCAUCUGAAUCCUGAGCAAAGACAGCAAAGGCUGUCUCGGCUUGCUGACAGCAUUCAGAGAAUCAAAGAGGCUCGUUUAGAGUUGGAGAUGUGGGGGCUGCAGCUUGGGUACCAAGUUUCCCUGACAGGCCGUGUUGUCCCAACUGAAAAAAUCCUAAUACGGGAGCAGACAUGUCUGCCAAUGAGUGCUGGUGACUGGUCAAAGGAUAUGCGUAAUAUGAAGAUAAUUGGAGUGCAGCCUCUGGACAACUGGUUAAUGUUGUGCAGUAACAGAAAUGGAGAACUAGCUGAGAACCUUCUGAAUUGUCUGAAAAGAGCAGGAGGUCCCAUGGGAUUUCACAUUGAAUAUCCCAGAAUAGUACAAGUACAAGAAAGCCCAAUGGCAUUCCUGCGAGCAGUGCAACAGCAUGUAAAUCCUGAAGUACAGCUGGUAAUGUGUGUACUGUCUUCCAAUCAGAAGGACUGUUAUGAUUCGAUUAAAAAGUUCCUGAGCCUUGACCGACCUGUCCCAAGCCAAUGUGUACUAGCACGCACUCUGAACAAGCAGGGCAUGAUGAUGAGUAUCGCCACAAAAAUCGCAGUGCAGAUUAUCUGUAAACUCGGAGGGGAGCCGUGGGCAGUAGAGAUCCCUCUAAAAUCACUCAUGGUGAUAGGUAUUGAUGUCAGUAAAGAUGCCCUUAACAAAGGAAUUUCAGUAGUUGGAUUUGUGGCUAGCACUAAUUCAAGAAUUACAAGGUGGUUCUCUCGCUGCAUCCUUCGGAAUACAGGGACUGAUAUCGCAGAUUGUUUAAAAGUCUGCAUGAAAGGCGCUAUCAGCAAGUGGCACAAGUAUAAUUGUGAGUUGCCUGCGCGCAUCAUAGUAUACCGUGAUGGUGUUGCAGAUGGCCAGCUGAAGAUGGUGGUGGAUUAUGAGGUCCCACAAUUACUUAGUGUCCUCACAGAAUUGACUACUAAUUACAGUCCCAAAGUGUCAGUGAUUGUGGUCAGGAAGAAAUGCAUUCCUCGAUUCUUUGCAGAGGCAAACAGAAGCUUGCAAAACCCGCCUGUUGGCACUAUUGUUGACACAGAGGCUACUCGUCCUGAAUGGUAUGACUUUUACCUAAUCAGCCAACUAGCACGUCAGGGAACUGUCAAUCCCACAUACUACAACGUUGUGUAUGAUAACAGUGGAUUAAAACCAGAUCACAUGCAGCGUCUCACGUACAAGAUGUGCCACCUGUACUACAACUGGCCAGGUCUAAUCAGAGUGCCAGCGCCAUGUCAGUAUGCCCACAAGCUGACCUUCCUGGUGAGUCAGAGCAUUCACAGAGAGCCAAGCCUGGAACUAGCUGACAAGCUUUUCUAUUUGUGAGGAGAAUAAUAAUAAUAAAUCAUGAAGACAACUUUAAGAAAUACUAACAUGGCCAAAUCUGGAUAUGGUCUCAUGGCUGCCAGCAUAGCGUAGCUCAAACCUCGGUCUUGUAUUUGAAGGAAAAUAUCUAGUUUCAGACUUAGAGAAAUAUCUAUUCUCUGAAUUAAGAGAACAGAGAAUCCUGAACAGUGUAAGGGAUUAAGGUACUUUGCUUCAGUUAGCCCCAAUAGGAGACUUGGAGCAUACUCCCUAGUAACAUUUGAAAAUGUAUAUGAUAGACAUUUUGUUGAUAUAGAUACGCUGUACAGCUGAUUAUUCAGUAAGCAUAUCAUUGCCAGUAAGCAUAUCAUUGUUUUAGAGGGUUACUUGUUCCUUCAAAGACUCUUUUAGAAAACCGUUUGGA
Chelonoidis abingdonii (Abingdon island giant tortoise) is the source of this 3103-nucleotide messenger RNA. It is a transcript of the gene PIWIL4, whose product is annotated as piwi like RNA-mediated gene silencing 4. The record is from RefSeq and is a predicted model, not a curated record. Gene Ontology annotation, molecular function: protein binding; RNA binding. NCBI's taxonomy places the organism in Eukaryota, Metazoa, Chordata, Testudines, Testudinidae.